Fusarium proliferatum ET1 is the source of this 1581-nucleotide messenger RNA. RefSeq lists its product as uncharacterized. NCBI's taxonomy places the organism in Eukaryota, Fungi, Ascomycota, Sordariomycetes, Hypocreales, Nectriaceae. The record is from RefSeq and is a predicted model, not a curated record. The transcript has a single exon. The coding region runs from base 1 to 1581 and encodes 526 amino acids.
AUGACUCAGACUCGGAGAAAUCCACGAUCCAAAGCGGAUAAUACGUCUAGCACAAAACCGAGACUGGAAGAAUUUCAUCUCUUUCGAUUUCUCCCGUAUGAUCUGCGACACACAAUUUAUAUCCUCGCCACCCCUCCACGGGUCGUUCGUGUUGAGGAAGGGCCAGUCAAUCCCAAGGAGAAGCGGGCAUGGAUCGACCAAGACUACGAGAGCUAUUUCGACUAUGCAUUCGAAAAGUUUUACAAGGAGAAGCUAGUCAAAUUGCCAGUUCCGAAGCUACACCCGGAUCUGGCAGCAUUUGCGCAUAACUGGCGACACAGAAUUCCAUGGGAUUCAUAUAACCGCCAAUACAAGCAGACAUGCCUAGAGACGUAUGGUUUCACCUCCAAUUCACCCGUUUACGAGCCUUGGCAACCAUCAGAAGAAACACCAUGCAUUCCGACGGACUGGCUCGUCGACUUUCCUGAGCUCGCAUUUGAAUUGACCCGCAAGUGUGCUUUGUACAGCGAGGCUGAGAUACCUGUGUUCUUGCAUGUAUGCUCAGAAUCACGACAAGCGCUCGUCAACUGGGGCUACCGGCUCUUCUUCGCAACUAGAACAACAGGUCCAAGAAUUUGGUUUCAUCCCGAGAGAGACCGUCUCUACAUCCCUCAUACAGUAGAAACCUUUCCGAGGGCAUAUGACAGGUAUUACGGAUCUGGCCUUCCGGGGGAAGCUCACACGCCAUACCCAUGUCCUGAGUACAGUAUGCUACUCUCAGGUUGUCACUGGGAUAUAGGCCAAUACCGCGUGGAUGACUUGAAAAAAGUCAGGAAUGUCAUCCUUGAAAGCCCAUCGACAGGGAAGGACCAGGAUGCAUUGGUCCGUGAACUUCAGUCUCUUCUUCCUCUCCUUUCGGGCCUAAGCGAGCUGCUCCUUGAGAACUGGGGACUAGAAGAAUUUGGGGACUGGUUCUAUCCAUUCCGUGGUUCGCACACUGUGGAAGUCAAGACACCUGCCAGCUCCGUCGCUUGCAUCCCUGUUGAGGAUAUCGAUGCUAUAGGAUAUGCUUUCUGGGAGCGUUCCCGAGCAAACGACGAUAACAGGCUCGGACCAUUAUGCUACACCGGGUAUCGUAACAGCGACUUCAACGAAUUUCUAGAAAACCCGUCUCGAUCUAAAUCGUACCAUGUGGCACACGCCGAAGCAGUAAAGACUGAGCUUCUUGAAUGGAAGUCUGACCUUGCAACAUCCCAGAAGCCGCGAAUCCCUACCAUUUGCCACGUCAAUAUCUGCCCAGACUCUUUUUCAAAGGUCUACUUGGCCAACCGACACAGGUUCUGGAAGGCUCUGGAGUCUCUUGACCCUAUGCAAGUCCAGGACUUGGACUUUCGAGAAAAGUUCUCACUGCGGAUGAGUAACUGUCCGCCUCCUUUUAGGAUUCACUGGCGACAGUUGGACUGGGACCGCGACUGGCCAGACACAGUUGAGAUUGCUCGAUUGACAGAUGCGAUGGGGAUCGAUUGGUACAUGGAAGGGACGCUUCAAGCUUGGUAUUUGACGCGGUUUGAGGUUCCGGAACCGCAGUGUAUUGAGCUGUAA